Suillus subaureus is the source of this 1251-nucleotide messenger RNA. RefSeq lists its product as uncharacterized. The transcript is spliced from 5 exons. NCBI's taxonomy places the organism in Eukaryota, Fungi, Basidiomycota, Agaricomycetes, Boletales, Suillaceae. The record is from RefSeq and is a predicted model, not a curated record. Bases 365 to 1021 code for a protein of 218 amino acids.
UGAAAGGCUCUUACGUGAUGCACGUCUUGAACUCCAGUCUCAACCGCGAAUAUGCUUGAACUUUACGAAAGGCUUCAAGAUUCAAGGGGGAAUUUGAGGGGUAACCAAGGGGUAACAGCUAAACUUGGAAAAAGGUUUCUGCUACCGCAUUGCGCAUUCGGUGUUCAAACUUAACCGGGCAUUCACCUUCAUAUCCAUGGCCUUUCGUCUACCUUCAGCUAAGCAUGUCAUUCAUUUCCAGGCCAUCUUUGGCCGUUCCCUUUCACGUCUGCUUCUGUGCAGUCUAUUUUUCCGAGGCUACAUAAAACAGUCUGUUGGCUGAUCAGAUGCCCACGAACUAUUUGGUUACCCGAAAGACUAGAGAAUGCCAUACGAUUUUUGGAAGCUAGAUUCAGACCUAUAUGCACACGUCAAAGCGUCUGGACGUCCACAAGUGACGGCUCGCGAGAAUUGCAUGCAUCCCGUACACAUGAAUUCCUGUAACAAUGCUACUGCAUCAGCUGUUUUGCAGCAUCGUGCUCAGUCGAAGACUAGUUACUGUGGAUCGAGUUCUGGUGACCCGCAUGUUGAGGACUCAUUGUCGAGUUCUGAGAAAGCUGUGGCUCAGCAUCAUGCUCAAAGUGUGGCAAGGCAGUCUUUGCGCUACGGUUCCAGUGGUUCGCCCAACUAUCUGUACUCUGUUGAUCCGCAAUUGCCUAGCACAAUGCCGCACGCCAUUGGCAAAUUCCCCGCUACGCUCUUGCAUGUCCAUCGGGGAGAUAUACCCCAUGAACAAGAAUCGCCAACCCGAUGCCUGUGGAAGGACAGCCAAGGCCAGUGCAGCUUUACUGCGGAUACGGUCACGACCGUAAUGAAGCACGUAUCGUUGUACCAUCUUCAUGAGCAUCAGCACCCCGACUGCCAGGUGCAAUGUCGGUGUAGGGGCUGUCUGCUCCCGAAGACCAUAAGACGAGACACAAUUCUCAGGCAUAUCCGCGAAAUACACUACGGGGACAAAUUUCGCCGCAAGCACUCACCAUGAGUCCCAUCUGAACUUGAAAGACUGAUUACUUUGGGUCGCACUGUGUAGGAGGUGGUUCUAGUAUGCCUUCUGAUGAUAUACUAUUCCCGCUAUCGUAGCUAGUAUGUAUCUUGGUACGAUUUAUAUGACGUCCUGCCCGUACUUCGUUUGUACAUUAUAUACAACUCUUCAUUUGUUUCAGUCGCAUAUACUGUACAAGAGCGAACCUCACGUUUCCUGCCGUAAAUAUC